GGGGCUCUACAGUACAGUCGCUAUCAUAUGAUUGUAUUUUAUUUACAAAAUUGUUUCACAAAUUGAGUGAAACUUUGAGUGAUUUUAAAAUAUUAGUUAAUUUUAUUAUAAGUUAUAGUCAGUUGAUAAUUGAGUCCAAUCUCUAUAUAACUAGACAUACAGUAAAUGAAACAAAUUGUGGUUAAAAUUAAUGUUUUGAAUUGAAGGCAAAACAGAAUUGCAAUUAAUCGGCGAAGAUGUCAGUGGAAGCGCUGGUGAUAGUGAACAGGGAUAACGUGCCUCUACUCGUGAAGAGCCGUCGGCCGCAGUCGGACGCGACCACAAUAUCGGCUCUCUUUCAUCUGCACUCAUGUCUGGACAUAAUCUGCGAGAAGCAGACAAAUCGGGAUCCGUUUAUCGGACUCUUGACGCAAAGCGAAAGCCAUAAGAUUUACGGCUUCUGUUCGACAACUAAUACAAAGAUCCUGUUUAUGGUCAGCCCUCAGGCCAUACGUGACAACGAGGCCAGACUUAUACUCAAGACUGUCCACAACGCGUACGUCGACGUCACCGCUGGACACCCUUUCUAUCACGACUCACAACAAAUCAAAUCCACAUUUGGAUUCAGUAAUCGACGGAAUAUUUGCUAAUUAUUGACACAAUU
Molecule: messenger RNA, 643 nt
Organism: Medioppia subpectinata
Lineage: Eukaryota; Metazoa; Arthropoda; Arachnida; Sarcoptiformes; Oppiidae
Source: the annotation of a GenBank genome assembly